Messenger RNA from Lutzomyia longipalpis, 2437 nucleotides. Its product is annotated as zinc finger protein 99-like. The record is from RefSeq and is a predicted model, not a curated record. The coding region runs from base 648 to 2192 and encodes 514 amino acids. NCBI's taxonomy places the organism in Eukaryota, Metazoa, Arthropoda, Insecta, Diptera, Psychodidae. The transcript has 2 exons.
CUUAUUUACUUGUUUCAUUUAUGCUUCUUUCAGAUUAAGCUACAAUGCAGCAUAAACGUGAAGUAGACACGACGAAUAACGAACACAACAUGUGCUCUUUCGGCUAACAGAAACGAAGGAAAAAUAAAAACAAACCAGAAAGUAUUUAAUAAAUGAUAAUUUGUGUUCUCUUAUUACAAAUCCUAUCUCUUAUUAAGAUAGGAAUAUGGUUCAUAAUCUUUGGGCACGUCGAAUUAAUGAGUGUGAAGAGUACAUCCGACAUAUUCGUAGAUCAAAACUAAUCAGUGAAAUGAAUUUAUGGAAUUUAGUGAGGAAGGAGGCGCUUUAUGCUUUCUUUCUGCAUCACUUCAUUUAACAAAAACACAUAAUUGGACUGCUUGAAAGAAUAUCGGUAAGUAGUAAAUAAUAAAGCAUCCAUUGAGAAAAUAAAAAGAAAAAAACACAAUUUUGAUAUCUCUUUAUCAUGAAGCAUAUGCCUCAUAGCAUAUACUGGAAUAUCAUGUACUAAUACAAAACACGUGCGUUUUCGGGAAAUUAAACCGAUUGAAGACGAAUGAAACCGUGAAAGACGAAAAUUUUGACAAGUUUUCAUUAAGCGUAUCAGACUAAAUUACUUUCAUUCAGCUAAAAUCAUUAAUUAUUUUUAAAUGGAUAUUAAAAAGGAAGUGGAAGAUGGAUAUAUCGAUACAUCGAUCGUUAAGGAGGAAUUUGAAGUUAUAGAACCCACAAAGUUUGAGUCCAAACAAGAGAAUGAAGAAUCAUACGGGUACAUACCUCCAGAAUCAAUCAAACAGGAGCCAUUAGAUAUUACCUUCAUAAUAAAAGAAGAAGAUCCCACGUCAUACAAUUAUGAAUAUGAUUCAGGUGAAACCAAACAUAUUCCUGAUGACCGAGCUUUUCCCUGUUCCGAAUGUGGUAGGGCUUUUAAAACUAAAGGACACCUUAAGAGACAUGUGCAAAUUCAUAUAGAAGGCAGGCCUACAUAUUCAUGCUCAGCAUGUGGAAAAGUCUACAAGAUUCGUGUUUGCAUGGAGAAUCAUGUGUGUCCAAAACUGAAGACGAAAGCCGGUGUCAAACUUGAAUGUGCGACGUGCAAAAAAGAAUUCAAGAAUCCACAAACCCUGAGGAAGCAUGAGUUUAUUCACUUACCAGAGGAAUGCAGACCCGUAUUCGCAUGUGACCUUUGUCCCAGAAAAUUCAAAUGGAGCAAGAAUUUGGCAGCCCAUAGAAAAAUCUGUACAGCUCUUCAGGCAAGAGCUACUUUAACGCCAAAUACCGACGUCAGGACAUUCGAGUGUGCCCUGUGUGGGAAGCAAUGUCUCUACAAACAGGAGAUUAAAUCCCACAUGUGGGUUCAUAUGAAAUACCGGCCAAAAUAUGCAUGCAAGAGAUGCGGGAAUAAAUACAAUACGACGCAGUAUUUGGGUCAACACACAAGGAUCUGUAUGACGAAGGAGGAGCUACCGCAGGAAGCAUGUCCAAAAUGCGGAAAUAAAUUCCAUACAAAGCUCUUGAUGGUGCAACAUUACAAUAUGUGCAAAGAAAAGUGCACAACAUGCGGGAAGAGACUCAAAUGCGAAUGUUUGUCGGAGUUCAAGAAGCAAGUUUACAAGGAAAAGGAGAAAAAGAAUAAACACACAUGCGGAGUCUGUGGUAAUACCUACAACACGUCGGCUUACAUGAGGAAACAUCGUUUACAGUGCAAUGAAUCAAUGGGGCCACCGAGAUUCACCUGCAAGACUUGUGGAAGAAAAUACCACGGAAUACAUUCGCUAAUCAAUCAUCAGAACGUUUGCAAAUGGCAAGAACGUGGACUAACCAAGAGAGCGGCCAAAAGAAUGAUGCUUCUGCAGAAACAGCAGCAAGAGGAGAAGGAAAAACAGCAGGUAAAUGAGCAGCAACAGACGCUUCCACAACCGCAACAGGAACCACAACUUCAGCAACAUCAACCAGAACAACAACAAAUGCAGCAUAAUCCAGAACAAAAUAUCAUGCAAAAUAAUCAAGAACAAUUUCAUAUACAAAAGAAGCUAGAACAGUUGCUGCAGCAACCAAACCUAGCACAACUAUUGCAGCAAAAGAAGCAGGAGAAGGAACAGAGGCAACAACAACAAAUGCAGGUGAAACAAGAACAAGAUCAAAUACAACAGGAUCAGAAUCUACAACAGAAAAAUGAAGAAGAUCAUCAGUAGCAAGGGAGACGAGAACGGCAGCACAAACAGAAACAAGAACAACAUCAAUACCUAGUUUAUCAGAAAAAGAAACAAUGGCAGCUGAAACUAUAACAAAGAUAACACUACAACAACCAGUAAUAAAAGCAACCACAAAAAGAGCAACAGGAAACCGCAGAGGAAGUGCAACUAUAAAUAUAAAUAUAAAACUAUUUAAUAUAAAAUAUUAUAAUAAUUCCAUUAAUAAUAAAACUUACCAUCAUGCA